CGAACAGUGUCCAAAUGUGUAAAAUCAAGUGUAUAAACAGAUGAUACCAAAGAGGGUAUUAUUAAUCCCUCCCGAUAAACCCACAAGUUUACCGAAAGAAAUACAGAAACCGAGUCAAACCGAUUGGGAUUCGCCGAGCUCCUAUACCGGCACAGUGAAACGUCGACCGCCCUCCAUCGAAUCACCGAAAACACCAAUUUCAUACGAUGAUGUAUCAAGCGACAGGCCAACCAGUGUGUGUAACAUCAUUCAAAAUGCAAAAGAUGAUGAAAUAUCGCCCCAGGAAGUUGUACAAGGAAAUGAUAUUGCUGCUCAAAAAAGGAAAGGAAGCAAAUUAUCAGAACGAAAGCGACAUAUUUCGAAUGAAUCACAGUCUACAGUAGGUACAUCCGACCGAAUAGAAUCAAAGCCAAUUAUUUCAACGCUCCGUAGAAAAUCGAAACUAAAACUUCCUUCAAGCAGUGCUAAUCAGAACUGUAAUUUAUUACCCUCAACAUCUACAGUGAGUGUUAUUGUUUCGAAAAGUAAUUUACCGAAAUUAUCGCAAGCAAAGAAAACAGCAACUGCUGAAAGACCGAAAUAUACUUUACCAUUAAGUCAGUCAGUGGAAAAAGAAAAACAAAAAUCGAAUUUCCCGAAAGCGCUUCAGGUAAACAAAAAUGCUGUUGCUACGGUAACAACGGCCGUAGAAAGCAAACAGGUGAAAAACCAAUUCUAUAACAGUGAAUUAAAUAAAACGAGAAAUAAACGAGUUUCAAGGGUCGGUACAGUGCAUAACAGAACGAGUUCUUCUAACCAACAAGACGGUGAUGGUUUCGCAACAUUUACAGAACUGUACCGAGAUUUUCCAGCAAAUUAUGCAUCGACAACAGUAGAUAGAAACGUUUGGGUUCAACCACCGCCAUACUGUAAUCCACCAUCACCCACAGCAUCACCCUCAUCGGCAACCAUAUACAAACAAAAGAACGUUUUGAUUGAAACUCAAAAGAAAAUUAGGUUUGACGACGAAGAUGAAAGUCUUCAGCAUAAGAAUCAUAUUGUUGUAGAUACAACCGUAUUUGGGGUUGAUUGUUGUACUCAGCAAAAUGCAAAUGAUUCGCAACAUCUUCGGAAUAAAUUUACUUUACCAAAAUUUGAACGCUCACCGAAACGUAGCGGAAAUCGGUCCUUUGCAUUGACAAAAACCGACUGCGAGACAAAUUACAAAAAGAACGGUAAUCGGGAAAUUUUACGAGCCAACGCAAACGAUUAUGUAAUGUUCAAUCCGACACGAAAGAAUUUCUCGAAAAUGAACUACGCAAAAGGUUCGCCCAACGACAUAAUGGCUAGGCCGGAAUUUUCGUCGAGUGUUUUUAAAAAUUUACCAGUUCGGCCACGUAAAGGAAUUCCGCACUUAGAAAACUAUUGUUUGUUCGAUCCGAGCACAGACUUUGUGAAUGAGAAAGAGAUUAAGAGAGUUCCAAUCAGUGACGACGAUUUAUUGGAAGUGGACGAGAACGAGUUUAUUGAAGAGAUAAUUUAUGAGGAUCACGACGCACUUGCGAUUAUAUCGGAUGACUGUGAUAUGAAUACAUAUUGCGGUCAUGUGGAAACUACAAGUGACGAAGCAACAACGUCUUCAGGUAGUCAGAGCACCAGCGAUAAUAUUAUCGAUUCGGUAAUAGAGUUAACAAAUGCGGACACAAUCGACACUAUCGAAGAAAAUGAUGAAGUCAACGGAAUUGCAGAACCAACAGUGUCACAAUCAAUUACGAAUGAAAAACCAUCACAAAAUCAAUCCCAUCGGCUCAGUGGUGUAACACACAAAAAACUAAGCUCACGAAAUGACAAAUUGUAUCGACAUUCAUCCCUGCCGACGUCUACAUCCACAAAAUUAAUUCGUCACAAGUACGAUGAAUCAUUCCUGCAUCAAUCCAAUAAAUUUUGCGAAAAUGUUGGAAUCGAAAAUCAAAUUGAAGUCAAUUUAUCACCCUCGAAAACGUCGACUGCCGAAGCAACGGUAAACGAGCAAAAAGAUACCCUUAAGCAAAGUGUUUCAUCACCUCAAUUGCAAAAUGUGUCAUACAAAUGUUCGAAUAAGGCAUUGCCCUUGAUCGAAUCGAACUACGUGCUUUUUUAUCCAGCGCCGGUGCAUAGUCGUAAUCAAUACAAAAUAAAGGCACCGAGACCCACAUCAACGCAUAGUGAUGCGGAUAGCGGAUUUUUGAGUCCUGCUACACCGGAUGGACUGACUGAAGUGAAGUUUGACCCACCCGUGCUGGUACUGCAACAAUGUGAUUCCAAUGAAGGUUUAUCUGAGAUCUAUACCGAUUGGGCCAAUCACUAUUUGGAACGAGCUAAAUCGAAGAAAAAGGUUGCCGAUUUAUCAGCAGAUUGUCGAGAUGGAUUAUUAUUGGCUGAAGUUAUCGAGGCUGUCACAACAUUCAAAGUACCUGAUUUAAUUAAGAAACCGAAAAGCCACCAACAAAUGUACGAUAACGUAAAUUCCUGUCUGAAAGUGUUGGCCGCAUCGAAUGUUGGUGGAUUAGAGGCAGUCACCACCACUGACAUCUGUACUGGUCGUUUGCAAGCUGUGUUAGCUUUAUUCUUUGCGCUCAGUCGAUACAAACAAGCUUCGAAGCAGAAGUCAGUGGUUUGUACAUCCGCUAAGCAGCAAAUCUACCAAAAUCAUACUCAGCAAACUCCGGUUGUUGUCAAUGCUACCAGCGAAAAUAAUAUGACGAAUCGACAAUUACCGGUGCCGUACUCAAAAGUCGGUGCUAAUGGCGGAACUGCAAUUCCUCUACCAGCCACUGUACUGGUGCAACGUCGUUGUCCGCCAGAUAAAGUGAGACCAUUACCGCCCACACCUGGUCAUUCACCAUCCGUACCUGGCUUAUCGAAAUCGAGUGGUGUUAAUUCAGAAGCAAAUAGCCGCCCAGCUAGUCCGCCUGGUAAUGGAACUCCCACGCAUAUUCCUAAAGGCAACAACAGCUUCCGGCCUGUCCAGGGAUGUAAAAUUCCUGCGAGCCCAUAUUCAGUACAGAAUAAUCCGGCUCACCUGACGAAUGGAAAUGUGGUUCAAAAUGGUCCAACGAAACAUUCAAUGCUGGACAAACUGAAGCUCUUCAACAAGGAAAAGUCAGAUCGAUCUUCGAAAACUCAGACUUCGAAGCGUACAAGUUCGAGUAGUGGAUUCUCAUCGGCUCGAAGCGAACGAAGCGAUUCUAGCCUAAGUCUAAAUGACGGGCAGCAACAACAGCUUCCGAAGUUAAUUAGCAGUAAGAAACCAGAUGUGAGCAGUGCCAAAUCAAAAUCGAAAUUGUUGUCGUCGAAGAGCGGCAGCAAAGAUUCGGUCUCAAGUAAAUCGAAAAGUGACAGAAAGGACAAAAGUCCAGCGAGAACCGAAGAGCCAGUAAGUGAAACGAAAAUUGUGCCGCCUCGAAUACAAAAAAUUCCGACCGUAAAAGUCGACUCGAAAAUCAAAUCGAUUCCUCCACCGAAAAAGCUAGAAACUCGUUCCGAAAGCAAAUCGAGUCUAUCACAAAUGCAAAUGAAACCGACACCACCUCCUACUAACUGUACAAAUAUUCCGAAACCCAUGGCAUUUAUCAAAGGUACGACCAAGCCAACGAUCAAAAUCGAACAGACGGAUGGCAAGCCUGACAAAAUGAACAUAUCCAAUCAGAACAUAUCGACAAGUCAAGACUCUUCCAAAUUUCAAAUUGUCGCUCCAAUAUCUGCCGUAGAAAAUCAAACAAUUCAUCACAUGCAUCAACAACUGCUUAACGGUCAGAACAUAUCAAUGACCGAUAGCAGUCAUUCGAAAUCUACUCACAGCUCGUCCACCGGUCUACAUUCGAACUCCAGUGAAUCAAGCGUCAUUUACCGACCGAGCUCUGAGUCCGGAUCGGAUGCUCUGUACAUUCGUUCAGCAAUGUCACCACUUCCUCCCAAUCAAAAUGUCAUACCAAAUCGAAAAAUCGACAAUUUCGAUCCACCGCAACCGAUGAUGACAAAUGAGAAAGCGCAGAAAUUCCAUACCGUUCCGUCAAAGAUGCUGCAUGGCAACGGCGUCAUAUUCGAAGAGGAACGACAAAUGACUGUGCUGCCGAUGAGACCACUAUUACGCGGUUACAACAGCCAUGUUACACUGCCAACCAGAGGCAUGAGAGGACAGAACAUGGUGUCAGAUUAUUGCGAAGACAUUGGACAAGGAUAUUGUAGCGAUGGCGAUGCGCUAAGGAAGAUUCCGUCAAGAUAUUCGGAUAUUGAGAAUGGAUACAUGUCCGAGGGGGGCAGUUGCGGUAUACAUGCGAAACAUAUGAGUAGCAUUAUGCGGACUAGGACACAAUUGCCGACGACCAUUGAAGAGAGAUGCCGUAGUAGUCGUGGUGAGAACUUAGAUUGCAUGGGUACGGUAACCAGUCCACACACGAUGGAAUUGAAUGGUUGCAAUCGUACACAACAACGUAACAGUAACCGUGAGAAUUGGGGCAAAAUACCGGAACAGCAAAAUGGUCACAAUCAUCAGUCACCAUCCAGUCCGACGUCAAGUCGCAAAGAUAAAGGCUCGCCAAGCCAUUCAAGACGCAGUACCUCGUCUUCGAAAAGUGGUCAAAGCCGCACCAAGGGUGUGCCACAAAGUUUCGGUUAUGUGAAACGAACAAAUGGAUCGGCAGCAGGCACUAUUACAGCUACAGAUGCUCAACAAGCAAUGAUGAUGAAUGGUGGCCGAACGGCACAUGUAUCUGCUGUACCCCGAUCGAACAAAGUCAAAGUAUCUGGAGGCACUCAGACCUGUACAGCCGAUCUGCAAUCGAAAAUUCCGCCAAAUACUCAACACCGAAGUUUCUCAUUGACCGGACCAGGUGCCGCACAACUGAGCCAAUCGAUCCGGGAACGAUUGUCAACCGGUUCGCAUAGUUUACCGAAACAAGCCUCUGAUUUACAUGUCUUCCAACAUAGAAUAUCGAACAGAGGAUCCGUCAAACUAACCGAUGGCAGUUUAUCGGACACACAAGCUUAUGCAGAAGUGAAGACUGACUACAGCAGCUAUGCGAUGUGGUUGAAACACAGUAACACGGCUUCUAGUCGCUUGUCCGAGGGGGAUUCAUUGGAGAGCUUAGGAAUCGGAUCGCCGCGUGGACAUAAGAUGAUGCACAGGGAAUCACCUUAUUCGAAUAGUCCACGCCUUAACCGAAGCAACAGCAUAAGCUAUCUGAAAGAAAGGACGUAUCCCAGAUCAACAAAAUCGGAGAAAAUGUAUCCAUCGAUGCUAUCACGCGGUCCUGAUGUGGAUAUCGAACCGUAUUACUGUUUACCCGUUGGAACAGUACCAUCGACGAAUCCAGUCGCUUGGAGUCAACCGACAUCACCUACUCCACCGAAUCGCGGUUUCGGUGGUCCACUAUCGCCCACUCAUGCUGGACAUCGACUAACAUAUCCUAAGAAAAACGAUGACGCUCACGGAAGUGCGGCAUCACUACUUUCGGGUGGUUCAUCUUUAUACGGUUCGGCAGAGGAAAGACAACUACACGAAGUGAGACGAUUAAAGCGAGAACUGGUUGAUGCACGUGAUCAAGUUAUGAGCCUUUCCAGCCAGUUGUCAACCAAUGCUCACGUUGUGGCGGCAUUUGAGCAAAGUCUAACGAACAUGACUCAGCGUCUACAACAGCUAUCUGCGACAGCCGACCGAAAGGAUGGUGAAUUGACUGAGAUGCGUCAAACCAUCGAACUACUUCGCAAGCAAUCGAUUCAAGCUGGACUGACUAGUGCUCAUAUGCAUAGUAUGAAUGAACAACCGAUUCGGCCUGCUGAAACGAUCCCAGCGCAACCACCGCCAACAUCUACAGAAAAUGCUCCACCAUCGACGGGAACAAUAGCCAUGCAGAGACAUUUGAGUUCGGAUUCGAUGUGCUCCUUGAAUUCGGUUAGUUCGGGAUGUUCUGCACAGGAUAAAAAGAAGAAGAAGGGUUGGUUACGAAGCUCUUUUACCAAAGCAUUCUCACGAAACGCCAAAAUAUCCAAAACUAAUCGCCAUCACAGUACUGCAAGUAAUUUAGAUCAUUUGUCGUCGGCAAAUUCAUCAGGAUUAGAUACGUCAGCAUUACCACCUCCAUCACCAUCUAGAAGUCCGCUGAAAAUGGUGACGGUAGUAGAAAACGCUAAACCUGCCGAUGCAGUCGAUUUGGAUGGAAAUCCAAUUGUUGAAGAUCUGAAGAAGCAGUUGCGCGAAAAAGAUUUGGUAUUAACUGACAUACGUCUGGAAGCAUUGAGUUCGGCUUCGCAGUUGGAAAGCCUAAAGGAUACCGUGUCAAAGAUGAGACAAGAAAUGAUGAACCUAAAGCAAAAUAACGAAAGGCUCCAAAAAUUAGUAACAAGUCGAUCGCUUGCCGGAAGUGAAGUGUCCCUUGGCGGGCCGAUUAGUCCAAGUGGUUCCAUGGGAGAACCACGAAGAUAUAGUUUAGCUGACGGCAAUUUACGACCGCCACUAGAAUUGCCAAAGAGUCUAGAAGAAACAGAAGAAGAGAACAUUCCACCCGCCCCAGCGCCCGAACCUCCACCUUUGAUACAAUCACCGUCAACACAUUCUGAACUCACCCCACCACCCACACUCGAUCAUAUGCCUGCAGCCGAUCACAUUUCAACGCCAGCUGACGACAUUGCCGAUCAUACGGAUGGAAAGAAAAUCGCCAUUUCCGUCUAUCUCGCUCAACCAGAAUCGUUUGCAAAAUACGCUGAAGAAGUCCACGAAUCAGACGAAUAUUACGCAAAUGAUGGACAAGACGAUGAGUUUGACAGCAAAAUUAAGUCACUCAAUGGUUCGAAUCGAAAUGAAUUUGUGAUAGCCUACACCUACAUCUCCGGCAAGACAACAUGGCAAAAUUUGGACUACAUCGUUCGAAAAACGUUCAAGGACUAUGUUGCUCGCAUUGAUCCCGGUACGAAUUUGGGACUAAAUACAGACUCCAUCACAUCGUAUCACUUGGGUGAGGCGAAACGAGGACCAGAGAUGGGUUUUCCCGAACUGUUGCCGUGCGGUUACAUCGUUGGCAACGUUAAGUCAUUGUACAUUUGUCUGCAAGGUGUUGGAAGUUUGGCCUUUGACUCAUUGAUUCCCAGGAGCAUCGUUCAUCGUUACAUUAGUUUGUUGACGGAGCAUCGGAGGCUAAUACUAUGCGGACCUAGUGGAACCGGCAAGUCUUAUUUAGCUAGAAAAUUGGCAGAAUUUUUAGUGGCUCGAUCGCAACGAGGAAAUCCAUCGGAGGCAAUCGCUACAUUUAACGUCGAUCAUAAGUCAUCAAAAGAACUUCGACAAUAUUUGGGUCAUAUAGCAGAGCAGGCUUCAAUGUCCAAUGGUGCUUCAGAAUUGCCGUCAGUAAUAAUUUUAGAUAAUUUACAUCAUGCGUCUGCACUCGGUGACGUGUUUCAAGUACUAUUAAGCGCUGGACCAGCCGCUAAACUGCCUUGUAUCAUUGGAACAAUGUCCCAAGCAACGUGCAAUACAACCAAUCUACAGUUGCAUCACAAUUUUCGAUGGGUUCUAACAGCAAAUCACAUGGAACCAGUCAAAGGUUUUCUAGCUAGAUUUUUGCGUCGUCGUCUGUACUCUCUCGAACUGUCGACACACAAUGUUCAGCCGCAAUUGGCUGCCGUUUUGGCCUGGCUUCCGACUGUGUGGCAACACAUUAAUCGCUUUCUGGAAACGCACAGUUCGUCUGACGUUACAAUAGGACCGCGACUGUUCCUCUCGUGUCCGCUAGACCUUAUCGAUUCGCAGGUUUGGUUCACCGACAUUUGGAACUAUCAUUUGGAACCGUACUUGGUGGAAGCGGUCAGAGAGGGUGUUCAGUUAUACGGAAGACGAGUUGGUGCUUGGGUUGAUCCGUCUACUUAUAUUCGUGAAACGUAUCCAUGGACAACUAGUGGUUCCGGAUCAAUUCCUCCGUUGAGAUUAAUAAAUGCCGAAGAUGUUGGAUUAGAAGGUGGUGUUACGGGUAAUUUGGAUUCUCAGGAUCCUUUGUUGAAUAUGUUGAUGCGACUACAAGAGGCCGCCAAUUAUAGUGGUAAUCAAGAGCAAGAGUCCGACUGUGCCAGUCUUGAUUCAAAUAUAACGCAAGAUAGUUCGGCUGGAGCGGAAUAGAGUGUGUGGCCGGAUGCCGGUUCGAAUGUGUAAGGCGAUCGAAAAUUAUAAAUUGCUAAAGUAAAGUAAA
Molecule: messenger RNA, 8195 nt
Organism: Bradysia coprophila
Lineage: Eukaryota; Metazoa; Arthropoda; Insecta; Diptera; Sciaridae
Gene: sick
Product: sickie
Biological process (GO): neurogenesis; nervous system development
Molecular function (GO): ATP hydrolysis activity; ATP binding; protein binding
Source: RefSeq, a predicted model, not a curated record